GUUUGCUUGCCGGAUGAUUGGUGGCUGGCAGGCACGCCCCUGUCAAUCUGGCUUCCUCGAGGGAACAAAUCACCGCGACAUUGAGGCAUUCCCAGGGUGAUCUUUGCAACAGACGCGCGACCAGGCAAGUGAUAAGCUUGAUAGCCAAACAGGGACCCGGCGGGGGGAAAGAGAAUUGGUGAUGUCUUCGGCCUUUUGUUCCUCCUCCGCAUCUUCAUCGGUCCAUCAUCAACCCCGAGGGCGCCACUUUUUUGUUCUCCCUUUCCUCCUCUCGCGACUUUGGUCCUUGAUUCACUCGCUCCCAUCCUCUACUCGCCAACUCUCGCCGCCAUCAUCGUCGCGUGUCCUUACACUUGAUGCCACUCGCUUCAAGGGCUGCAGUCUGGUGCACCUGCCCGUGAUGAUCGCCAAGUUGGUAUCACCGUUGGGCUCUCCCAAGUUGGCUGCCACAACGGCGCAAUUCCGAAAUCGUUUGCCGACCCAAUUUCGGCGCGGCGCGCCUCUUUACAUCGCCGUUGUCGUUUUCGUCCUUUUCCUUUUGAACGUAACACUCUUUCACUCAGGUGUCCAAGACACAACGUUCGUUCUCCCUCACGUCGCGACCAAGCAUAAUAUUCCCAAGUACACGCGCGCUGAGUUUCCGCGAAAGAUAUGGCAGACUUGGAAAGUCAAUCCGCUUGCGUUUGAGCAACGCGAUCUCGACACCGCGCGGUCCUGGGUGGGACAGAACCCCUCAUACCGAUACGAAGUUCUGACCGACAGCAAUGACAUGCAGUACGUCGAGUGGCAUUUCGGCCCCGACGGAUUCAACCGACCCGAUAUCGUCAACUUUUACCGAAGCGUCAAGGCUGCAAUUGUCAAGGCCGAUCUCUUGCGGUACCUAGUCAUGUACGCUGAGGGCGGUCUUUAUGCCGACAUCGAUGUUGAAGCCCUCAAGCCGCUUUCGAAAUUUGUGCCGGAGCGGUACGACAUGGCUGAUAUUGAUAUGGUCAUUGGUGUCGAAAUCGACGAGCCGGACUGGAAGGACCAUCCCAUUCUUGGACCCAAGUCCCGCUCGUUUUGUCAGUGGACUUUCAUGUGCAAGCCGCAACUGCCAGUCAUGAUGAGGCUGAUUGAGCAAAUCAUGACCUGGCUGAACGGGGUUGCUAAAGAGCAAGGUGUGCCGCUUGCUGAAGUCAAGCUCGAUUUUGACCAGAUCAUCAGCGGAACAGGCCCAUCAGCCUUCACCAACGCCAUCAUCGCCGAGAUGAACGAUGCCAGCCAUAAUCCGGGUAAACCGAUCACCUGGGAUACGUUCCACGAUCUGGGGGAAUCCAAGCUUGUGAGCCGCGUUUUGGUCUUGACGGUUGAGGCCUUUGCUGCUGGCCAGGGCCAUUCCAACUCGGGCAACCAUGACGCGCGCGCCGCCCUGGUAAAGCACCACUACCACGCCUCGAAUUGGCCCAGCCGACACCCGAGAUAUAAACACCCGGCAUACGGUGAGGUCGAACAGUGUAACUGGGUUGACGAAUGUGUCAAGAAGUGGGACGAAAACGUUGCCGCUUGGGGCAAACUCUCGGAAGCCGAACAGAAGAGCAUUCUCGCCGAGAAGGAACGAAAAGAAAAGGAGCGUGAGGAACAGCGGAAGAAGGAGGAAGAGGAGCGCAAAAAGAAGGAAGAGGAGGAUCGUAAGAAGAAAGAAGAAGAAGACAGGAGGAAAAAGGAAGAAGAGGAGGCUAAGGCAGGUAAAGAAAAGGCAGCCAAGAAGAAUGCCGGUAAAGGGAACGAGAAGGCGGCAAAGGACAACAAACCUUAGGAAUGGUUCUGAUGUUCUCUUGCCUGCUUCAUCCGCUCGUCAAACUGUUGGUUGUAGAGAGGCUAGGUCUGGAACUUGGAUGGUAAAACCUCUGUCUUCGGUGCGUUACCGUACGACCAGGAUACCAGGCACUCACUGCCGAAGAGACGGGAGUUUUCCGCGCCAGCCAAAUCCCCCAAGGGGUUUCUCCAAUCGGUGCAUAAUGCGGUCAUGUAUUUCACGACGAAAAAGAUAUCGUAUAGUUCGGAUGUCAUGAUGUAAAAGCCCAGUGACCGGCAGUCUGGGCUUUGAGCGACGUUGCGGGAGACAUGACGGGACGGACUGGUCGGUAUAUAAAUAUGAUCAAGAUAAACAAAUCUGGUCUAGUUUUGAUAGUAGACGUUGGCCAACGAAUACCU
Neurospora crassa OR74A is the source of this 2193-nucleotide messenger RNA. Its product is annotated as alpha-1,6-mannosyltransferase Och1. The record is from RefSeq and is a predicted model, not a curated record. Lineage: Eukaryota; Fungi; Ascomycota; Sordariomycetes; Sordariales; Sordariaceae. Gene Ontology annotation, molecular function: alpha-1,6-mannosyltransferase activity. Gene Ontology annotation, biological process: protein N-linked glycosylation. The coding region runs from base 182 to 1795 and encodes 537 amino acids. The transcript is spliced from 2 exons. Gene Ontology annotation, cellular component: mannan polymerase complex.